AUGCCUCAACGACACAAGUUCAACAAACUCGAGGGCGCUCGCGUCUUGGUUCUUGGAGGAACAUCAGGUAUCGGUUUCGCCGUCGCUCAAGGCUCUCUCGAAUAUGGCGCCUCAGUCGUCAUUUCUUCUUCCAACCCCCAAAAGGUUGAAAGGGCCGUAUCUCGCCUCCGCGAGGGCUAUCCCGAGCUCUCAUCGCGCGUCUCUGGCCAGGCAUGCGACCUAUACAACAUUCCGACAAUGGAGGCCAGCAUUAACUCGCUUUUUACUUUCGCCACCAAAGACGGAAAGAAGAUCGACCACCUCGUCAACACAGCCGGCAGCCCUGGUUACGCCCCGUCGCUAUCUGAAAUCACACCUGAGCAAAUCGGGACCAGUGAUCGGCUUGCCGGUAUUAUGAUGCUUGCUAAGCAUGCUCCCAAAUACAUGGAAACCGGGCCUCAGACGAGCAUCACCCUAACAACUGGGACCAUGCUCUUCAAGCCGGUCAAAGAUUUCGUCACCGCUAUCCCAUGGGCUGGUGCAGUCGAUGCAGCCUCGCGCGCGCUCGCUAUUUCGCUGGCACCGUUGCGUGUCAAUGCAGUGGCCCCUGGCGCCAUAGAUACCGAGCUCUUGCAAUCGAUGGGCAAUGGAAAUGAAGAAAUAAAGGAGGCUACAUACAAGCUGUUCCGGGAUACCAACUUGCUAGGUACCCUAGGACGGCCGGAGGAUACUGCCGAGGCAUAUCUGUAUCUGAUGAAGGAUCGAUUUGUUACUGGUCAAACUAUCCUGACCGAUGGUGGAAGACUCCUCAAGUAG
Talaromyces rugulosus is the source of this 795-nucleotide messenger RNA. RefSeq lists its product as uncharacterized. The coding region runs from base 1 to 795 and encodes 264 amino acids. The transcript has a single exon. Gene Ontology annotation, molecular function: oxidoreductase activity. NCBI's taxonomy places the organism in Eukaryota, Fungi, Ascomycota, Eurotiomycetes, Eurotiales, Trichocomaceae. The record is from RefSeq and is a predicted model, not a curated record.